AGACACAUGCUUGUUGAACCUUUUUUGGAGUGAAGUAUAGAAGGGAGAUAAUGCCGAUAAAAGCGAAACAAAUCCGAAUGUAUUUCUCUACAGUGUACUUCCUUGUUACAGUAAUGUGAACUGUAAUCAAUUAAACAGUUAAGUUGAUCCUCACUAACUGGAUACAGUAACCAUGGCAACCAAUGACAAGAAAGACAAGAUGCUGGUGGCAGCUAUAGACUUUGGCACCACCUACAGCGGCUAUGCAUUCUCCUUUAAACAUGACUACCAGACAGACCCAUCCAAAGUCUCAACCAAUCAGAACUGGGUGGCUGGAUCCAUGUCAUUAGUCUCCCUGAAAGCUCCUACAGUGGCCUUGUUUGAUGAAAAUCAGAAAUUCCACAGCUUUGGGUACGAGGCAGAAAACAACUACUCCGAAUUGGCUCUAGACGAAGAACACGAAAAAUAUUACUUUUUUAAAAGAUUUAAGAUGAGACUCCAUGGCAAAAAGAUACAGCGAGAUAUUGAGAUAGACGAUGACCGGGGCCGAAAGAUGACGGCCAUGCUAGUGUUUUCCGAGAUCAUCCGCUACUUGAAGGACCACCUGCUAAAGUUGCUCGAGAUGCGUGGAACCGGCGUGGACAACAAGGACAUACACUGGGUGCUCACUGUCCCGGCAAUAUGGUCCGACUCAGCAAAACAGUUCAUGAGGGAAACAGCUACAAAGGCUGGUAUAGAAGGUGGUCAGCUAUCCAUAGCCUUGGAGCCAGAGGCAGCCUCAUUGUACUGUCAGCUCAUACCGACCAACAAGAUACACGGAUCCGAGGGGGCCAAGUUUGCUGUCGCCAGUCCAGGGACCAAGUACAUGGUCAUAGAUCUUGGAGGUGGUACAGCUGACAUCACAGUUCACCAGCGACAAGCAGACGGUGGUCUGAAGGAGCUGCACAAGGCGAGCGGCGGGGCAUGGGGUGGCACAAAGGUUGACGAGGAGUUCUACCAGCUUCUCAUUCGCCUUAUUGGGGCUCCUGUCUGGAGCAAGUUUUGCGAGGAACACACAGCAGACUUCCUUGAUCUGCAGAGAGAGCUUGAGACUAAGAAGCGCACUAUCAAGCCAGAAUCUAGCGGCAAAAUAACUAUCAAGGUGCCUGUGACAAUCGUUCAGACUUAUGAGAAAGAAAGCGAAGAAUCCAUAGACGAUGCUAUAUCUGGAUCCAAUUAUAAUGGAAAAAUCAAAUGGAUGGGAGACAAAAUGAGGAUUGAGGCACCUGUAUUUAAGAAUUUAUUCAAGUCUUGCUCAGAUAAGAUAGUAAACCAUAUUAAAGACUUACUUGCAAUGCCUGAUGUGCAAGGCACAAAUAUAUUUCUUAUGGUAGGUGGAUUUUCUGAAUCAGCAAUGUUGCAAAAUGCUAUCAUAACAUCACUACCAAAGAGCAAGGUGAUCAUUCCUGAUGAACCAGGGCUGUGCGUACUAAAGGGAGCUGUGAUAUUUGGUCACCGCCCCAUUGCCAUCACGUCGCGUGUCUCCAAGUACACGUAUGGCAUCAAUAUUUCCCCGCCAUUUGAUCCCGCAAUCCACAAAGAAGACCACAGAGUCUCAGUCGGAGGAAUAGACCGCUGCCGUGAUAUCUUCAAGCGCUACAUUCAGGAAGGCGAGACAGUACGAGUAGGUGAAGCCAGGUCAGGAAAACAUGUGACCCUCAAAUCGAGCCAGAAAGAAAUGUUGCUGAAGAUUUUUGCGUCUCCAAAGCGUGAGCCAAUGUACGUAGACGAAGAAGACUGCGAGACCCUGGGGAAGGUGGUGGUGAACCUGCCGGACAGUGAGGAGAAGAUCCGGGUGGAGGUGAAGAUGAUGUUCGGGGAGACAGAGCUGACAGUCGAGGCCCAGGAGCUCUCGACACACACAAAAUACAGGGCAUACUUUGACUUCAUGUAGCCCGCUAGAUUUCUUAUUAUUCUGUGAUAAUGUCGACUUUUGAAAAAAUCUUUUUGUAAUUCUCUGAAAAGUUGUACAUAAAUAAUCUAGCAACAUUAAAAUUUGAUGCAGACAUUGCCAUUGGAAUUGUUGAUUACAUGUAGUCUGAUUACAGAGUUCUUGAUAAUUACAUGUACAUGUACAUUUGGUUUUAACAGGUAGAUAAUCUACAGGAUUGCGUUAUCAGUGUUUAAGUGUUUAUAUUACAGGUUCAAAUAAACAGGCAAUGUUAUCUUGUUUUGACUUUACACACAUUUCUUCAAUGAAAUAAACUGAUGUAUUUAUUGUUA
Molecule: messenger RNA, 2241 nt
Organism: Mya arenaria
Lineage: Eukaryota; Metazoa; Mollusca; Bivalvia; Myida; Myidae
Product: heat shock 70 kDa protein 12B-like
Exons: 6
Coding region: 173-1912 (579 amino acids)
Molecular function (GO): ATP binding; ATP-dependent protein folding chaperone
Source: RefSeq, a predicted model, not a curated record